This is a messenger RNA of Nezara viridula (southern green stink bug), 834 nucleotides long. The record is from the annotation of a GenBank genome assembly. NCBI's taxonomy places the organism in Eukaryota, Metazoa, Arthropoda, Insecta, Hemiptera, Pentatomidae.
AUGGGUUAUGCAGCUCUUGGCAUUCCUCUUGUUCUGUUAUACUUAUCAAGUGUAGGAAGCCUUCUUUCAAGCUGUGCCAGAAACAUCUUCACCCGCUCUUUGUGUUGUUGCCUGUGCUCAAACUGUGGUUACUGUUGUUAUGAUGAAAAGAGGAUGCAAGAAAAAGAGCGAAGAAUGAGAAAAAAAAGGGAGCGACGAGAAUAUGAGCAGCGAAUGCAGGGCCUCCGUACUGGUCAGGAACCAUUUUAUGUCCGUUCAGCUUCCGCUUACACAACCUCUACUACUAACAAUCUGCUUAGUCCAUUGGAAGAAAACAAGGUUCAAACGAGGUCUACCUCUGUUUUGGAUGCUGAAUGCCUUAGCAAUGACACCUCCUUUGUUGAUUCCAAAUCAAGUGGAAAUUUUCUAGCACCUCUGCUUCUGUGUUUUAUUGUAAUGAUUAUCUAUAUAGGUGGUGGAGCAUUCAUUUUAUUCAAGUUAGAAGAAUCCUGGUCCUAUUUUGAAAGUAUAUUUUUUUGCUUUAUGGUACUAAGUACUAUAGGUUUCGGAGAUUCUGUCACUAAUGAUACGACUUUUCCUGGAAGAGUUCAAUACAAAACUCCAACAGAAGAAGUGACCGUAUGGUUUUGCUCUAUCUACAUUCUCUGUGGUUUGGCUCUUACCUCAAUGUGUUUUAAUGUAGUUCAUGAAGAAAUUGUUCAGAGGCUCAAAAGUCAUUAUAUUAUUGUUAAUAACCUAACUGGUUCCAAAGAAAAUUCUGUCAACUCUUUUAAAAUGACAACCACUGCUACAUUUACAGAGGAGCCUUCUUCAAAUGAAUACCUGUCCUCUUGA